Nannospalax galili (Upper Galilee mountains blind mole rat) is the source of this 507-nucleotide messenger RNA. It is a transcript of the gene Rpl35a, whose product is annotated as ribosomal protein L35a. Bases 125 to 457 code for a protein of 110 amino acids. Gene Ontology annotation, biological process: cytoplasmic translation; ribosomal large subunit biogenesis. NCBI's taxonomy places the organism in Eukaryota, Metazoa, Chordata, Mammalia, Rodentia, Spalacidae. Gene Ontology annotation, molecular function: structural constituent of ribosome. The transcript has 5 exons. The record is from RefSeq and is a predicted model, not a curated record. Gene Ontology annotation, cellular component: ribosome; cytosolic large ribosomal subunit.
CGCCUAAGCAGGGAAGGGGCGGAGCCUGAGUCCCACAAGGCCGCGCGGCGGACCUCGCCUUCCUUUUUCCGUCAUCUUGGCGCCGGUGGAGGCCUGCUGGGAACAGGACUUCUGAAAGGCAAAUAUGUCUGGAAGGCUGUGGUGCAAGGCCACUUUUGCUGGCUACAAGCGAGGUCUUCGGAACCAAAGAGAGCAUACAGCUCUUCUUAAAAUUGAAGGUGUUUAUGCCCGAGAUGAAACUGAAUUCUACUUAGGCAAGAGAUGCGCUUACGUGUAUAAAGCAAAAAAUAACACAGUGACUCCUGGUGGCAAACCAAAUAAAACCAGAGUAAUCUGGGGAAAGGUAACCCGGGCCCAUGGAAACAGUGGCAUGGUUCGCGCUAAAUUCCGAAGCAAUCUUCCUGCAAAGGCCAUUGGACACAGAAUCCGGGUGAUGCUGUACCCCUCACGGAUUUAAAUUAAUGGAACGUAAAUAAAAGUGGAUUUGCGCUCUUUUUUUUCCCCCUA